This is a messenger RNA of Orbilia oligospora ATCC 24927, 1932 nucleotides long. RefSeq lists its product as uncharacterized. NCBI's taxonomy places the organism in Eukaryota, Fungi, Ascomycota, Orbiliomycetes, Orbiliales, Orbiliaceae. The transcript is spliced from 2 exons. The record is from RefSeq and is a predicted model, not a curated record. Bases 1 to 1932 code for a protein of 643 amino acids.
AUGGUCCGUUUAACAUUGAACCAAACGACCCAUGAAGAAUGGCUGGCACAGAACUCGGUUCUGUCCUCGAGCUUGAGCUCAAGCACACCUCAGAACCAACCAGAUGCAGAUGAUACGACUUUCUUUAGUUGUGACGAAGAAUCUAUUCAUGGGUCGGAGCUACAAAAUAGAUCCCCAUGCGCGGUUAAACCCUCCUCUAUGGAAGAGAAGGAUGAAGAAACCGACGAAGAAAACGAGACGAAUAUUCUACCGGCAGACACCGACGAUAACAUCUUAACUGAGGAGCUUCAGGCACCCCUGACACCCCGUGUGCAGCGUAAAGACGAUUCAGAAGACGAAGAUUAUUCAGAGGACGAAGAUGUCAUCUUUGGAUCUCGGAGGGCUCCGCUUGUCCUAGGUACUAGGACUCCCUCCCAGACACAGAUACCGAUUGCUGUUGAUGAGGAUAGCGACGACAAUAAUAACGAUAACGACGACGACAGUGAUGACGACGACGACUAUCAAAACAAAAGCGAAGACAGCGACAGCUCAGAAUUCAUGCCUAGCCCACCUCCUCAGAAAGCUAAGACCCCUAGAACACCAUUUAGUGUCAGCAGCCCUACAAAACUGAAUAGAACAUCAUCAAAGCCCGUCCCAGCCUUCUUGCGGAGAUUGCAGGGCAUCCAACAAGAAGUACCGGAUGACCAGGUGUUGGAAGAGAUACAACCUAGCCCUCGGAAGCAAAGGCCACGCAUUAGUCUGAAGAGAGAUCCCAGCCUAGCAGUCGUAUCUUCAGUGCCGUCCCUAUCAAACGAUGAGAUUGAUACAUUAAGUAGAGAACUGGGAGAUCUAGCGGUGGAUGAGGACCACGUUCUUGAACAAUUUAAGCGUCCUCCUAAAAUCGUCCAGAGAACAUCUUCGCGAAUUUUCGACCUGUCUGAUUCCGAGUCAGAUCUAGAAAUUGAAAUCAAGAAGCCCUCGAUACCUCCACCAGCGACCAACAAGACUUCAUCCACUCCUAAGCCCAAAACAACUAUGAACCCACGAGUAACAUCAAAGUCUGGUAAACCACUUGCUCCGAAGACCGUAGAGCGGCUCCGCAAGAAGCAAUUUGAAGAGUCAAAAGUGGAAAUUUCGAAUGACUAUCUGAAGCUUUUGGAUGACACCGUCAAUGGCGGUGCCGUUGAGAGGCUAACCGCUGCUACAGGCGGAAUUAAACUUGUUUGGACCAACUCUAAGCAAACCACGGCUGGAACAUGUCAGACGGUCAGGUAUAGUGCAGGCCUUGGCGAAGAGAGAACGUCUGCCUACUUCUCCUGCGUAAUCACUUUGGAGUCCAAAGUCUGUGACGACGUCGAGCGUAUCAAAGAGACACUAGCGCACGAAUACACACACGCCUGCGUUGAUAUUCUAGAGAUUGAUCGCAGACAGCUCAAAUCUGAGGGCCCACAUGGAAGGUUGUUCAAAACCUGGGCUAAGAAAGUUGGGAAGGCUAUGAAUAUCGAGACACCCGACACCUGCCACAAUCAUGAGAUCAACUACAAAUUCGAGUAUCAGUGUACACUGUGCGAUCGAAUCUAUAAAGCACAUAGCCGAAAGCCGGCCUGGACGACAUCUAAGGGCUGCGAGCUGUGUAAAGUACCACUCGUACAGAUCAAGCCGGUACCUCGAACUGCUAAGGGUCCUACGCCCUACCAAACCUUUCAGAAGGAAACAUUCGCAAAGUUGAAGCAGGAGCUUCCGUCUGGUACACCAUUUAGUCUCGCAAAAAUGCAGAAAGAGGUGAAUAGACUUUGGAAAGAGGAGAAAUCGAGGAACAAGCCUGGAACGGCAGCUGCUGAUGAAAGCCCCAUAAAAAAGGUCGGGGGUAUAAUUGACAUAGGGUCCGACUCUGAUGAAAACGAAACGAGCAUGGCGAGGUUUGAAAAGCUUGUCAUCACGAUUGAUGAUUAA